Penaeus chinensis is the source of this 3393-nucleotide messenger RNA. RefSeq names its product AP-2 complex subunit mu (gene AP-2mu). Gene Ontology annotation, biological process: clathrin-dependent endocytosis; intracellular protein transport. Gene Ontology annotation, cellular component: AP-2 adaptor complex; cytoplasmic vesicle. The record is from RefSeq and is a predicted model, not a curated record. The transcript has 12 exons. Lineage: Eukaryota; Metazoa; Arthropoda; Malacostraca; Decapoda; Penaeidae. The coding region runs from base 101 to 1399 and encodes 432 amino acids. Gene Ontology annotation, molecular function: clathrin-cargo adaptor activity.
UGGCAAAGGCAGACGUUGAGCCUCCAUUGAUCCGCCCCCCGGUGACAAACUAUGACUCUCUAAUUUCAUAUUUGAGGACGAUUUUCUAAGAACCUCCAAGAUGUUGGGAGGGUUGUUCAUAUACAACCAUAAGGGAGAGGUGCUCAUAUCUCGAGUAUACCGUGAUGACAUCGGCAGAAAUGCGGUGGACGCUUUCCGGGUGAAUGUGAUCCACGCUCGGCAGCAAGUCCGCUCUCCAGUCACUAACAUUGCUCGUACUAGUUUCUUCCAUAUUAAGAGAGCGAAUAUCUGGGUCGCUGCAGUAACAAAACAGAAUGUCAACGCUUCGCAAGUUUUUGAAUUCCUUCUGAAAAUGCUGGAGGUGAUGAGCAGCUACUUUGGAAAGAUCUCGGAAGAAAAUGUUAAGAACAACUUUGUCCUGAUUUAUGAAUUGCUUGAUGAAAUCCUGGAUUUCGGUUAUCCUCAGAAUACUGACACUGGUGUCCUAAAAACUUUCAUUACUCAGCAGGGAAUAAAGACAGCCACAAAGGAAGAACAAUCUCAGAUUACUUCACAGGUCACAGGUCAGAUUGGAUGGCGCCGGGAGGGCAUCAAGUAUCGUCGCAACGAGCUCUUCUUGGAUGUCAUUGAAUAUGUUAAUUUGCUGAUGUCUCCUCAGGGGCAGGUGUUGUCUGCUCACGUAGCAGGAAAGGUUGUGAUGAAGAGCUACUUGUCAGGGAUGCCAGAAUGCAAGUUUGGCAUUAAUGAUAAGAUUGUUAUGGAUGCCAAGAGAGGUUCAGGUGAUGAGAGUCAGCGAUCGGGAAAGACCAGUAUUGCCAUUGAUGACUGUCAGUUCCACCAGUGUGUGAAGCUGUCCAAGUUUGAGACCGAACAUUCCAUAUCUUUCAUCCCCCCUGAUGGAGAAUUUGAGCUGAUGAGGUACCGCACAACGAAAGAUAUUUCCCUGCCGUUCCGAGUGAUCCCCCUCGUCCGCGAGGUUGGCCGCACCAAGAUGGAGGUGAAAGUAGUCAUCAAGAGUAACUUCAAACCCUCUCUCUUGGCUCAGAAGAUUGAGGUGCGCAUCCCAACUCCUCUGAAUACUUCUGGUGUUCAGCUCAUCUGUAUGAAGGGAAAAGCUAAGUACAAGGCUUCUGAAAAUGCCAUUGUUUGGAAGAUCAAGAGAAUGGGAGGAAUGAAGGAAUCCCAGAUAUCUGCUGAGAUUGAAUUGUUGCAAACUGAUACCAAGAAGAAAUGGACCAGACCUCCCAUAUCCAUGAACUUUGAGGUACCGUUUGCCCCAUCUGGCUUCAAGGUUCGCUACCUCAAGGUGUUUGAGUCGAAGCUCAACUAUUCUGACCAUGAUGUAAUCAAAUGGGUGCGCUACAUCGGACGGUCGGGACUCUACGAGACCAGAUGCUAAUGCCAUGUAGCUUGGUUUAUGUCGAGAUCAGUAGUUCAUGGUACUCUGCAGCAUUGCUGUUAUAUUUUUUAUUUUAUUAUUUUUUUUAAAAUUUAUUUAUUUAUUUAUUUAUUUUUUUUUUUGAGAUAGGUAUUUGGCUAGCGAGCUAUUCCAUUUAUUUGACCAUAAAUGAAUGAGUUAUAAGUCACCUGUAUCUCUUUUUCUUGCUUUAGAGACAGAACAAAGUAAUUUACCAUUGAUGUCUAUCAAGUUAUUUUGUUGUAAAGUAUCAGAAAUUUCUCUUGUUGGUAAAUUAGUGGUCACACGAUUUCUUUCUAGUAUUGUAAAAAAGAAAAAUUAGCUGAUCGAAUAUCAAAGUCGGUGAUGGAUCAGAUAGAUCAUAUCAAGAGUGAAAGUUGUCAUUUACUUUUUAUUUUUUAAUGAUUUUCCGAAGUUGUUAGCCAAGUUUAAACUGACGUAAGAUGUGUUCACCGAGAACAAUAAGAAGAUAGGAUUAGAGGUUGUUGUUAUUAGUAGUUGUUCAUUAAUUGCAUGUGUAAAUAUAUAUAAUAUACAUUUAUUUAGUCAUUUAAUUUUUAUUUGAAAACUAUAGGUUCAUUUAUCAGUUAUAAUACCAGUGUAGAAUUAGCCAGUGAUGUUGAUAAAGACUAUGGACAUUCCCCCCACUUUUGUCUAGAUAUUUUUUGUUUCGUUUUGUCUUUUCCCUUCUGUAUUGUCAUGUAUCUCCGUCAUCAUAUUGUGGAGGAUGUCGCAUCCACAGGUGUUCCAUGUUUAUAUGGUAAGGAAAUGAUAGGUGUGAGAAAGAUGGUGGAUUUUGCUAAAUGACUUUGAAAAAGUGUUCUGUCAAAAAUAAUAGAAAAGUCUGUUGUUAUGUUUGUCUGUUUUUGUUGUUGCUACAGUAAAUGUUUUGGAAAAUGAAAAUUUUAAUCAUAUAUGCUUUUUUUUGUUUUUUGUUUUUAUUGAAAAUGUCAAAAUUAAUAUUAAAUGAUUUGAAGGAGAAACACAUUUGAUCAACAUCUCAAAAGUUACACUUUGAUUUUACAUAGCUUGGUUACUCCCAAGAUUAUUUACAUAAAGUCUCUGUUGCAUGUGUUUUAAUUUAUAUUAAUUGCUUUCUAACAGUGGGCAAAAAAAAUUACUUUCCAAUCCUUCUAAUUGGGCUUUAAGGCAUCUUCUCCUUAACAUUAGAUUUUUUAAUUUAUUUAUUAAUUUUCUUUUUGUUUGUUUUUUUUUGCUUUGGCAUGGUAAGACAUAGCUUUGGUGUAAUGUGACUAAAAUUAUGAGCAGUGGAAGUUUGGCUGAUACCUUUUAACAGGUAACCUCUACUCUCUGUUGGCCAGGCAGCUUUAUCAAUUCUUAGUCAUUAUUAUUAUCAUUACUAUUAUUAUUACUGCUAUUAUUUUAAUUUCAUUAAUUUGAACAAGAAUGAACAAAAGAGUAGAUCCUUAGAAAAAUGAAAUACAAAAGACUAGAACCUUUUCUAAAUGCAUUUGUAAGAUUCAUCAUACAAAAUGGUUAUAUAUAUAUAUCAUUAUUUGACUUUAGUGCCCAUGAAUCAGAAUUCAGGGUAAUUAUGCAUUACUUGUUACAUGAUAAUUCCAAUAGUUGCAGUUUAUUAUGAAAUUUUUCUCCUCUGAUAAGACAAAAGAAAAAGUUGCAUGGUUCUUGCCUGGUCAGCAUGAAUUCUGCCAAACUGUCGAGUCCCGGCUGGCCGAUGUUGUGCGCCCAGGUGAUGACGUCAUGGUCUAUUUAAGUUUCAGGAUGGCAAUGAUUUUAUUAUCAUUAUUAUAAUUAUUACUGCAUUUUUCCAAAAUUGCCCCCACCACCUUCCAAGUGUGUUGAUUCAUCUCUUCUCUUGCGUGUGGGUUGGCAUAACCUGGCUCGUGACCCCCCCCUUAUCCCACUACCAUCACCACCAUGUUUUGAUGGACCUCAGCCUUGAUUUACAACCGCUGGUCAUGUAGUUUUAGAGGAACAAAAGUACUCCUCAAUGU